GUGCGUGACAGGAGAGAGAGAGAGAGAGAGAUCCGUAGGGAGAUAUGUAUACGCGCGUGUGUGUGUGUCUGAUCGUUUCUGGGGACAAAACCAGCUCACUGACUGAUCAGCUAAGACAGGAAAUUUGAGGAGGAGUUGAACAGUAGCUGGCCAGUCGACGUCGCCGUCGCCGUCUCCAAGUUUUUCUCUGCAUCCUCGGGAAGCUCGAUUCGGUCCCGGCCGAGGGUACCCUUUUGCUUCCUUCGCCGAAAGGUUGGAACUUUGCCCCGGUACCUCCAAUCCCUAGAUUUCACCAGGAAUUGGACUUUGGUGGACUGCAGUGCUGCAGAAGACAUUGGUCCCAUCUAGACGAUAGACUUCUUUAUUCAGAGAGGAGCGUCAAUGGUGAUCGGCUGGACACUGUUAUAAGUAGAAGUGAUUGUUGCCUUGCCUGGGCUGAAACUCCCACGGCAUUAAGCCUUUCUUCCAGAGUCAUUAUUUUUAGUUGCUUUAUUGCACUUUCUAAAAAUACUUGAACAUGUACAGUCUCUUCCUCUUCUCAAAGUAAGAGAAAUCCUAAGCACUCUUUACACCGUGUCUGUAAUUCCUGAGAUAAGCCAGUGAUUUUAGGAUCGGAUGGUUGUGCAUGCCAUACAAAUUGCUCAAUCUAUAAUUGUUUUAAUGGAGUCACCAUAAGCUUUUGUUUCUCUGUGCUGAACAAAGGAGCCAUGCUUUGGAAUUGGAAGAAACCCCACAAUUUGACGCUUUGCUAUUGAGUGUACAUAUUGUGCAUCGUCUUCAAAAAGUAGGGUUAUGGUCCAAAAGAAACCAUGGAGCAUACACCAGAUAAAAAGUUCCCCCUCAAUGCAAAGGACUAUAAGCUCUUUGAGGAAGUUGGUGAAGGUGUCAGUGCCACUGUUUACAGGGCGCUCUGCAGUCCACUCAAUGAGAGAGUUGCUAUCAAGGUGCUUGAUCUUGAGAAGUGUAAUAAUGAUCUGGAUGGUAUCCGGCGAGAGGUACAGACAAUGAGUUUGAUUAAUCAUCCAAAUCUAUUGCGUGCGCACUGCUCCUUUACUGCUGGCCACAGCCUUUGGGUUGUCAUGCCAUACAUGGCUGGAGGAUCCUGUCUUCACAUUAUGAAAUCUGCUUACCCAGAAGGUCUUGAAGAGCCAGCUAUUGCCACUUUGUUGCAUGAGGUUCUCAAGGCACUUGUGUAUCUCCAUGCACAUGGACAUAUUCAUAGGGAUGUGAAGGCAGGGAAUAUAUUAAUCGAUGACAAUGGUGCAGUCAGGUUAGCAGAUUUUGGAGUGUCAGCAUGCAUGUUCGAUACAGGAGAUAGACAACGGUCCAGAAAUACCUUUGUUGGGACUCCAUGCUGGAUGGCUCCUGAGGUCAUGCAGCAAUUACACGGAUAUGACUUUAAAGCAGACAUCUGGUCAUUUGGAAUAACAGCACUUGAACUUGCGCAUGGGCAUGCCCCAUUUUCCAAGUAUCCACCAAUGAAAGUUCUGCUGAUGACCUUACAAAAUGCACCUCCGGGCCUGGACUACGAAAGAGAUAAGAGAUUUUCAAAGUCUUUCAAAGAGAUGGUAGCCACUUGCUUAGUGAAGGACCCCAAGAAACGUCCUACUUCAGAGAAGCUUCUGAAGCACAGUUUUUUUAAACAUGCACGCCCUACCGAAUAUCUAGCUCGAACCAUUCUCAAUGGCCUUGCUCCACUGGGUGAGCGCUUUAAAAAGCUGAAGGCACAAGAAGCUGCUCUUCUUGUUCAGAAUAAGGCUCUCUAUGAAGACAAAGAGCAAUUAUCUCAGCAAGAAUACAUAAGAGGAAUUAGUGCAUGGAAUUUCAACCUUGAAGAUCUGAAAAGUCAGGCUGCCCUUAUUCAGGAAAAUGAUGAUGUGCCAAAUAAUGAAGACUCUCGUGCGUCCAUAAAGCAGAAGGAGAGACAUGAUGGUUCUGGGAGAUUCAGAGAGAGAAUGUCACUUGAGUUGGUUAACCAUUCAAACACUGCGUCUGGUCAGGAGGAUGCUUUAAAUGAUUUUCAUGAUUUGAAGAGCUCACUUGCUUCAUUUCCUAUCAAACCACUUCAAGCACUCAAAGAGUGUUUUGAUGUUGGUGAGGAAGAUGUAAAUACGAGUCCUAGCUGGGAUGACACUCGAUCAGAUUCUGAUGAACAGCUUCCCACAAAAUCCUCACCGAGAGCUGUCCAUCAGGAUACUGGUAGAAACGACAACGACGACAAUGAUGAUUUUGCACGGAGUAGAUCUUUACCACGUCAGGAGAUUCCAAAUCAUAAGAAAUUCUUAAGUGGUCCAUUAAUACACGAUACUGUAGCCUCUGCUAAGAAGAUUAUGGACAACGGGGACAGGGAUCAUUUGCAACCAAAAUAUCAAUCUGAGCGAAACUAUAGUGGGACUCUGUUGUAUCGCCAAAGGAAAGACACUAAUUGUUUGUCACCUGCAGAGGAUACGUCAGAAGGAGCAGUUAUCCAACGUAAGGGUCGUUUUAAGGUCACUUCAGCAGAUGUUAGUCCUAAGGGUAUGAUGAACUGCUCCUCUGGCUUAGCAUGUGGUGGUUCAUCCAGUCCAGUGACCCCAAGCCUGGCAGCUGCCCUUCUCCCUUCAUUGCAGUGCAUUUUGCAGCAGAACAUCAUGCAGAGGGAAGAAAUCACUAAGCUUAUCAAAUACGCGGAGCAAAUUUCUGGUAAUCAAGGGGACUUCGCCGAGGUGGGCACCAGCAAUUCUCUGCAGGCACAGGUGUCUUGUGCUUCUACAAGAGAAAAAGAAUUGCAAUCCCAGUUUACCAAUCUGCAGCAAUGUGUUACAAGCCUUGUUGAGGAGUUGCAGAACCUGAAACUGAAAAAUGCCCAGUUGGAGAAGCAGCUGAAGCUUUGACAAACCGAGACAAGAGGAAAAAAGGGAUGACCAAAGCAUGAUGCUGUUCACAUCUUCAACUUAUUCUUUUAUGGCAACUAUUUUGGUUGAUCAGCAAGCGACCACGCAUUUUUCCCUGAUUAAACGUGUACUCUUCCCACCCGCGUGAAGGUUUGAAGGGCUGACCCCGCUAAGUUUUGAGAUGUCUUUACUCGAGUUGCAGCUUGUACAUGUAAUUUAUUAAAGAUAUGGCAGAUACACCAUCUCUCUGUCUCUCCGUCUCUCCAUAAUAAAGUGUGUUUUUGCUC
Syzygium oleosum is the source of this 3160-nucleotide messenger RNA. RefSeq names its product serine/threonine-protein kinase BLUS1. Gene Ontology annotation, molecular function: ATP binding; protein serine/threonine kinase activator activity; protein kinase activity. Gene Ontology annotation, biological process: protein phosphorylation. The coding region runs from base 810 to 2873 and encodes 687 amino acids. The transcript is spliced from 21 exons. Lineage: Eukaryota; Viridiplantae; Streptophyta; Magnoliopsida; Myrtales; Myrtaceae. The record is from RefSeq and is a predicted model, not a curated record.